This is a messenger RNA of Drosophila pseudoobscura, 4860 nucleotides long. RefSeq names its product collagen XV/XVIII-type protein multiplexin (gene Mp). The coding region runs from base 1585 to 4080 and encodes 831 amino acids. Lineage: Eukaryota; Metazoa; Arthropoda; Insecta; Diptera; Drosophilidae. Gene Ontology annotation, cellular component: extracellular matrix. The transcript is spliced from 21 exons. The record is from RefSeq and is a predicted model, not a curated record.
ACCUUUCAGUUGCGUUCGCGUUUCCACACUGUUCAGAUGGGCAGGCGGCAGCGUCUAAAAUGCAUUUUUUUUCCGUGAAGCCGCACUUUGCUAUAAACCCGUGCGGUCGGUGCUCGUUCUCGUCCUUACUGUCGGCGCUGUCGGUGCCAUUGUCGUCGUCGUCGUCAUUGCCGGACGUCGUGAGUGCGGUGGCAGCUGGUGCUACUACGGCUACUACUCCUGCUCCUAAUCCUGCUACAACAACUGCACAUGAAGCCCUUAGCGGGCCCAGCCACAAAAAAGAAAGUGAUUUAUACGCCUAAAUGAAAUAUGCCUCCUGAGUGGGACUAAACCCCGAGAAUCGAGUCAAUUAAAGUUCAAUUAUGCGACCAAAGCUGAAGGACAGGCCGCGCAAGCGUUUGAAAAUGCGACCGUUAAACUUCCACUGACUGACCGACCAUCGACCAUCGAGCAAUCGACCAACCGCCAUAAAAGUGUGUUCGUGUUCCCCAGCAUAAUCCCAGCAAUUGAUCAUAUCAGAGCCACCAUAUCGGAGCGAAUCCCGUGCAGGACCUAUCCACUCUAGGGACAAACCAGAUACAUAUACUAUAUACCAUAUCGUAAGGGAUAUCGUAGGGAUAAGUAACAGCCAAUACAAAUAUUUUCAAUUAGUGUGGCAUGUGCGCGGUCCUCUCAUAGUUGCAAUUGUUAUACUCUUGUUGUACGUUUCUUGUUGUCCACCGCCGCCGCCGCUACCGCCGCCGCGUCGUCGUUGUCUUUGUCGCCGUCGUCGUCGUCGUCAUUGUGUCGUUGUCGUUGCUCAAGUUGCGGUUGCCGGUUGUAAAAGUUUCGUUGCACAGUUUUGGGGCACAGGGAACCACGUGAAGCCGGAGCAAGUCAUCAAGAAUUUAACUCUGCCCCAAAGCGAACCCCAUUCAGUGUUCAAACUCCUCCGCCGCCUGGCUAGCCCCGACUUGAAACUGGCUGGGGCAUGAAACUUGCUCGCAUGGAAAUCAAUCAAUUGCACAAUGGCAAGGCAAAGUGCAUGUAGUGUGAAAAAGUAAAUUAAUUGCACACAGCAGGACAUCAAAGUUAAGAAACAGCCUGAACGGCAGUGUAAAAAUAAAACAAACAACAAAAACAAAAACCAAAAAAAAAACUGAGAAGAGAAGAAAAAUUGAGGGCAAAUAACAUGUGCUGUCAUUUGUAAUUACAAACGAGCAUCACAGAGAAAACUGAACCCAUAAAUAAUUAACAAUUACAAUAAAUUUUAAAAUAAAACUCAUACCUUAGCGCGCGUGCAUAAAUAAAGCAAAGUAUUUGCAAUUAAAUUAUCUGUGAUUUUUGUCAACAUAUUCAAUACUAUAUCCCUACGCGUCCGCGUGCAUAUCCCGGUAAUUUUUUUUAAAGUGAAGUCCCCCCCAAUGCGUUCGGCUUAAAGGCAAUUCGAUUCGAUUCGAUUCGAUUCGUCGCUAUACCGUUCGGUUCCUCGAUUUCUCGUUUACUCGCGCGCCGCGCCGGUUCUGUAUUUGUGCCCCAAGUGCUUCGUAGUACGGGCUCUGCUCCUGAAUAAUAGUGCGGGGAGACGUGUAAAUAUCGUACAAAAUGGCAAUGGUCAUAUCGACGCGUGCGAAACUCGUGAUUACCGCGCUGAUUCUGUUCUUCCUUCUCGGCAUCGUACUCGUCACGGGCUCCACGAAGGGAUGGUUCAAUCCCAACCGCUACAACGGCGAGCGGGUGGCAGCUAGGAUACAGGCAACGGACAUCUUCGACGCCAGUGGCAUGCAGCCCCCAGGACAGACGCAGUACACGCACGAGAGACCAUAUCGCGGCAUCAAGGGCGAGAAGGGUGAGCGCGGACCAAAGGGCGACAGUAUACGUGGCCCCCCCGGGCCGCCGGGUCCACCUGGACCCAAGGGCGAAGCGGCUGCCUAUCCACCCUUUGUCGAGACAACGAGUGCGGGGGCUAAAUACACUGGCGAAUGUACAUGUAAUGCGUCUGAUAUCCUAGAAGCCAUCAAGGACAACGAGUCGUUGCGGGAGACGUUGCGCGGUGCGCCCGGUACGCAGGGCAAGGACGGGAAGCCAGGCACCCCUGGUCACACCGGAGCCACCGGCGUGCCUGGAGCUCGAGGCGCCCGGGGAUCCGAAGGUGCCCAGGGACAGAAGGGCGAGCCAGGCGUCGAUGGUCUGCCCGGAGUCGCGGGUCCACCGGGACCAGCAGGCCCGCCUGGUUUGCCAGAGAACUACGAUAUAAAUUGGAAUCCUACCAGGACUUUCAAGGAGUCCUUAAUGGUCAACUCGAUGGGCACAUUCCGAGGCACGACGCAGCCAGGACCCAAAGGUGUGUCCGGCGAGAAAGGUGAAGCGGGCCAGAAGGGCGAACGCGGCGAUCCGGGUCACAAAGGUGCGCAUGGGUCCAACGGCGCAAAGGGUGAGCCCGGCGAGCCAGGAACUCCCGGACUGCCCGGCCUCCCGGGCCAGGCUGGCCAGCCGGGCGGACUCGAGGGCCUUUCCGCCAACGGAACCAAGGGCGAGAAGGGUGAAAAGGGCAUGCGAGGACGUCGCGGCGGCACCGGAUCCACUGGACCAAUUGGACCGCCUGGCAAGCCAGGAGCCAUGGGCGAUAUUGGACACUCGGGCCGACCCGGCAUGACAGGACCAAAGGGUGAGAUGGGACCAAAGGGUCCCAAAGGAGACACUGGCGGUCGCGAAGGGCCCAAAGGUGACAAGGGUGACACUGGCCAGGACGGACGCGACGGCCUGCCAGGCCCUCCGGGACUACCCGCAUCGGGCGGCGGGGACGGAGACAGCAGUGGAGUCCAGUACAUACCAAUGGCUGGACCGCCUGGUCCCCCGGGACCCCCCGGACUGCCGGGACUGUCGAUAACCGGCCCCAAGGGCGAGCCGGGCAUGGACUCGCGGAGCUUCUUUGGCGACGCCUCGUACUACGGCCGACCAGGUGCGCGCUCAUCUUUAGACGAACUCAAAGCCCUGCGAGAGCUGCAAGAUCUGCGCGAUCGGCCCGACGGCACAGCCGAGGCUCCUCGCCAGCCGGGACACUCACAUAAGCACGAAGAGGCCUUGGGUCCAGCAGUGGGCGAGGAACCAUACUUUUCGGCCUCAUCGUCGAACAUAAACAUGAAGAUUGUGCCCGGCGCAGUCACCUUCCAGAAUAUCGAUGAAAUGACAAAGAAAUCGGCACUCAACCCGCCUGGAACACUGGCCUACAUCACCGAGGAGGAGGCGCUCCUUGUGCGCGUCAACAAGGGAUGGCAAUACAUUGCGCUGGGAACCCUGGUGCCGAUCGCCACGCCCGCCCCGCCCACCACGGUGGCGCCAUCAAUGCGCUUCGACCUGCAAUCGAAGAACCUGCUGAACAGUCCACCACCCCCCCUCAACACGCCCACGUUUACCACCGCGCCCGAAUACGAAACGUGGUAUCCGCGAAUGCUCCGCGUGGCCGCAUUGAACGAGCCCUCCGUCGGCGACCUGCAGGGAAUCCGCGGCGCGGACUUUGCCUGCUACCGGCAGGGGAGACGAGCCGGUCUGCUGGGCACCUUCAAGGCGUUCCUCUCCUCCAGGGUACAGAACCUGGACUCCAUUGUCCGUCCGGCUGACCGGGACCUGCCCGUGGUGAACACGCGCGGCGAUGUGCUCUUCAACUCGUGGAAGGGCAUCUUCAACGGACAGGGCGGCUUCUUCUCCCAGGCGCCGCGCAUCUACAGCUUCAGCGGCAAGAAUGUGAUGACGGAUCCGCUAUGGCCCUUGAAGAUGGUUUGGCAUGGAUCGCUGCCCAAUGGAGAGCGCUCCAUGGACACAUACUGCGAUGCCUGGCACUCGAGUGCCCACGACAAGAGCGGGUACGCCAGCGAUCUGGCAGGCCAUAAGCUGCUCGAACAGAAGCGCCAGCCCUGCGAUGGCAAGCUGAUUGUGCUCUGCGUGGAGGCCCUCUCUCAGGAUCGGAAGCGGAAGAAGCGGGACGCCAGCGACAGUCACAGCUAUGGCCACAGUCACAGUCGUGGUCCCAGUCGCAGCCAGAAUCUGGAGUUCCGCACAGCAGAGGAGUAUGCAGCGCAUUUGGACGAUUUACUGCUGUAAGCGCGGGGUCGCAGCAAGAACAAUACCAAACCAUUCUCAUACAUAAAACAGGAACCAGAACGAGAACCACAACAGAAACAAGAACAAGAACCAGAACCAGAACAAGGCAAAUCACGGACACAGACACACCACACCCACAUUAAAUGUAAACGUAAAUCAUGGCCAUGCAUAUAAUCAGCGAAUUCCAAACAGAAACCAAAAAGAGAAUACUCAGACGACAGAUGGAGGAUGCAUAUAAACACAUACUCGUACAAUAUAUUACCGUACACAUAAAUACUACUCGUAGGUAAUGCCUAAUAUAUAUUUCGAAAUACGAUACAUACCACAUAUAUAUAUCGGAGAUAUGUAUAUAUACAUAUAUAUAUAUGUAUAUCAUAUGUACUUUAUGUUCAGUACAAGGCAAGAGAAAAUUUUUUUUUGAAGCAGGAAAUCGUAUUCGUAGUUUGUAAUUUGUACUUUGUAACCUAAUGUUAGCCGUAACUUAAUAAUGCAAUUUUUUGUAAUUACGUAAGUUCGAUCACAGAGCAAGGGCAAGGGCCAGGACAAGGCAACGGCAUCACUGGCAUCACUACCAAGACGGAAGAGCCCAGAGGCCUCCAGGGUCUGGGCAUACGCAUUACUGGCCAAAUUAGUCUCCUACUUAGCUCGUACGGGAGUGCACCCGGGGAACAUUCCCCAUCCUACAACCCAUAUCCCACAUGACUCUGUAUAUGCGUGUAUAAAUGUGUUUUUUUUUUUCGCCACAAGACUUCUAAGUGUGUGUAAUUAUAAGGAACCGAA